AUGAAUCGCCUGUCACACUCAAUUCGUCGCAUCCCCUCACCGCGCCUAAUUCCCGCAUUGCAGAACCCAAUAUCCCUACGCCUUUACCCCAUGGCCCAAUUCUCAACCAAUACUAUGUCCCAGGCCUCAGCGGUUGUCGGCAAUGGCGAUACCAAGCCCAAUACCUGGCAGGGGGCGGGUGCCGCCGAGUUUGAUCUUCGAAGCGAUACGAUGACCAAGCCUACGGCAUCCAUGCUCGAAGCGAUUUGCCAGACUACCCUUCUUGACGAUGUUUUCAAUGAAGAUCCUGUCACCAAUGAGCUCCAACGCUAUGUCGCCGAGAUCACCAAACAUGAAGCCAGUCUGUUAGUCCUUUCCGGGACAAUGGGGAACCAGGUGGCUAUUCGUUCGCAUCUUGCGCAGCCGCCACAUUCAGUGUUGUGUGAUCACCGAUCCCACAUUAUUUGUUAUGAAGCGGGAGGUGUUAGCGCAUGGACUGGGGCUACUAUGCAGACAGUGGUGCCCAAAAAUGGGAUCCACCUGACGUUGGAGGAUAUCCAGAAGCAUGCAGUUCUAGACGACGAUAUUCACCACUGCCCCACAAAGCUGAUCAGCCUAGAGAACACCCUCGAUGGAAUGAUCAUGCCGCUCACUGAGGCGAAGCGAAUCGUAGAAUGGGCUCAUUCUCACGACAUCAAAGUUCAUCUCGAUGGCGCCCGUCUGUGGGAGGCUGUCGUGGCGGGCGCAGGUAGUUUGCCCGAGUAUGCUGCUUUAUUUGACAGUGUCAGUCUUUGCUUCACCAAGGGCCUCGGGGCCCCGAUUGGCAGCAUCAUUGUCGGUCCCCAGGAUUUCAUCAAAAAGGCACGUUGGUUCCGCAAAUCCAUCGGCGGUGGUGCCCGACAAACAGGUAUCAUAGCAGCCGCCGCCCAGGUUGCACUCAAGGAGACCUUCGGGACGGAUCCAUGUGGACAGGGUGGGAAGCUUGCAGCAACCCACGUUAAAGCCAAGCAGGUGGCCGAUCUAUGGACCAGCCGUGGUGGCAAGUUGGAAAAACCGCCGCAAACCAAUAUGGUGUGGUUGGAUCUGGAAGCAUCAGGGGUAGGACCUAACGAUCUGUCGUUGAUUGGACAGGAAAAAGGACUGAAGCUGUCCGGUGGUCGUAUUGUGGUCCAUUAUCGUACGUUUUUGGAUUUGUUCGAAAAACAAACACUGAUAUCUGACCUGUCACAGAAGUAUCGGACCAGGCGAUCGCUCUCCUGGAGCAAGUGUUUGAUACUGCCCUCAGCGGCGAGUACCAAAGAAGCCAAGAUACCAGCAAGCCUUACGGAACCAGAUAGCAUAUUCCAGUUAAAAAAUAGUGCUAGUGUUGAUCAAGUAUUCCGUAUUUCAACCCCUAACCUACAACCCCUACCGCUAAGCACCAAUGCAGUGCAUUUGGUCCAUUUUUUUCCCUAA
Messenger RNA from Penicillium salamii, 1434 nucleotides. NCBI's taxonomy places the organism in Eukaryota, Fungi, Ascomycota, Eurotiomycetes, Eurotiales, Aspergillaceae. The record is from the annotation of a GenBank genome assembly.